Messenger RNA from Fundulus heteroclitus (mummichog), 3441 nucleotides. RefSeq lists its product as uncharacterized. Lineage: Eukaryota; Metazoa; Chordata; Actinopteri; Cyprinodontiformes; Fundulidae. The transcript is spliced from 5 exons. The record is from RefSeq and is a predicted model, not a curated record. Bases 450 to 2561 code for a protein of 703 amino acids.
GAGCACAUUACGCAACAACACGUGAGUGCAAUUUACUCAUUUGUCCUUCAUGUCUUAGCUGUGUGAAGUCUGAAACGAGUUAUUUGUAUGAUUUAAAGGAAGGUGACGAAGAUUAUACCCAGAGAGAACUGAGAGCAGAAACUCGUCUCACAGGUCCAAGGGAUAGUGAAGAUGCCACCCGAAGAAGUGAGCUGAUUGCAGGACCUCUCAAAGUGGCACAGGAAAGUGAGGAAGACUACAGUCAGACAGUACUUGCAAGUACAGAGGACAACAAUGAAGAUGCUAGUGCUACACAAAGACAAGAUCAAAGAGCAGAAUCUUCUACAGUGGUACAGGAGAAUUGUCCUCAAGAAAAAUGUGAUGUCCACUCCUCCCACGGACUAACAGAAGAGCAAAGCAUCAUCUCGAUUCUUUCGUUUGCACUGAGGCACAACACUACAGGAGUAUUAAUGGAGGACCUUCUGAAACUGCUGAAGUUGCAUUCUGCUGGGACCACUGCAGUUCCAAGAAGCAAGUAUUUUCUGGAGAAACCAUUUGCUGAUAUUACUAAGCAGUUUGAGCAACAUCAUUACUGUAAAGUCUGUACUAAGUACACUGGUUCUUCACAGACUCCAGAGGAAAUGCUCACAUGUGUGCCAUGUUCCUUAUCCACUACAGUGCAAGCCAGUUUAGAGGAAGGCCAUUUUUUCAUUAGUAUACCAUUAAAGGAUCAGCUGAAAGAUAUUCUUGAGAACCAUGGUAUGCAUGAUUUAUGUUUUCGUGCAGAUGUCAGUGGGAGGCAUGUCAUAAAGGACAUAUGUGAUGGCAGCUUGUAUCAGACCUUAAAGUCUAACAGCAAAGAGGAUUUUCUAUCGCUCACAUUCAAUUCUGAUGGUGUACCGGUUUUUCAGUCCUCCAAAUUUAGCAUCUGGCCAAUAUUGUGUUGUGUUAAUGAGAUACCACCUGAAAGUAGAGAUAAACAUGUACUUUUAUGUGCCUUAUGGUUUGGAUCCAAGAAGCCAGACAUGGCUUGCUUCUUUAAACCAUUUGUUGAGGAGUGUACAAAUCUUUCUCAAGCUGGUUUUGAGUGGCAGGAUCCUCGUGACCAGUCAUUGAGACACAUAAAAGUGCACACUUUGUGUUGUGUGUGUGAUGCAGUAGCAAGGCCACUGCUACAGAACUUUAAGCAGUUCAAUGGUGAGUUUGGCUGUGGAGCUUGCCUUCACCCUGGAAUGCAAAUAAGAAAAGGGAAAGGAAAUACAAGGGUUUACGCAUGUCCUGAUGAAAAGCCAAGUGAUAGAAAUCAUAAAACCACAGUAGAAAUAGGAAAAAUAGCUGAAAUAGAACAGAAGACUAUAUUGGGCAUAAAGGGUUCAUCUCCUCUAGCAGAUUUACCAUUGUUUGAUCUAAUCAAUGGGAUGGUCCCUGACUACAUGCACUGCGUGCUGCUGGGUGUGUGCAGAUACAUGGCUGCUCUAUGGAUAGAUUCUAAAAAUGUUUCUGAACCAUGGUAUAUUGGUGCAGAAACAGCCCGCAUAGACAAACACCUCUUGUCUAUUAAACCUCCAGGUGUUGUUGCUAGAGUUCCAAGAUCCUUAACAGAACGUAAAUUCUGGAAAGCGCAUGAGUGGCAGCAUUGGCUUUUGUACUAUAGCUUGCCAGUUCUGAAAAAGAUACUUCCACAGAAGUAUCACUCUCACUGGGCAUUACUGGUAGAGGGCAUAAGCAUUCUCUUAGGUACUGAAUUAAAUAUUGAAACAAUAAACCAUGCACAUGAUGUAUUACUGUACUUUGUUGGAGGUGUACAGUCACUCUAUGGGAAAGAGCAUAUGACAUUUAAUGUUCAUUCACUGGUACAUUUGAGUAAAAGUGUUGUGCAGUGGGGUCCAUUAUGGGCUCACUCAGCCUUUAUGUUUGAAAAUUUCAAUGGGUACCUCUUGAAACAAAUAAAAAGUAGUCAAGCUGUACCACAACAAAUAUGCAAACGAGUGGCAUUGUCUCGUGCUUUCCCCCGUUUAGCAAAGCAGUUCUUAACAGAUGCACCUGCAGAAGUUAAAGACUUCUGCAAUGAAAUGAGACAAGGUAACCAGCAUGGCAAGAAGUAUAAAAAGUUUACUGAGGUGACUGCCCUUGGUCCACCAAAUGUAAGAUUGAUAUCUCAGAGUGACCAAGUGGCUCUCCACACAGUCAGAGAGGUUUUCCCAAACUCUGUGGUCAGUUACUACAAGAGAAUUGCUGUAAAUGGAGAAGUUGUUAGUGGUCAUUCCUACACCAAAACAAAACAAAGAAACAACUCUGUUGUGCUGUUAAAGGAUGGAAGUAUUUUUGCCGUCUCCCACUUUGUUGACAUGGGUGAUCAGUGUCUAUAUGCCAUUGGAAGAUAUGGUAAUUGCACAGUGCAGAAGUUAGCCAGAGGUUCUCUUAUCCGAACUGAACUGAGCUAUAUGUCAACUGUUCACUUUCCCACUGGCUUUUACAAAGCUAUAAAUGUCACAGAGAUAGUUAAACCCUGUAUGUACAUACAGUGUCCACAGUCCAGCUCGAUUGUAUGUCAGCUAUUGAACACAUAUUACUGUAAAUGAUUAAAUCUUAACUGCAGUUGGAGUUAUUGAUUUUGCUUUGCUGUGCUGAGAAGUAAAUGUUUGUCUAACAUUUGAAACAUUUUGCAAUAUUAUGCGUAUUAUCAACAUUAUGUAUUUCAGUGUCGUUGCAAAAAGAAUAGUGAUGUGGCGGUUAAAAAAUUCUUAAAGCACUGUCAUAAUGAAUUUGGGUCAUGUAAGGACAAAAAUCUUAGUGUCUUUUUCUACAUUUUAAUGUGCAACUUGUUAUCUGCUGAUUUUGUGCAAAAUUAAAAACAAUUUCUACAAAUAUUUAUUUCUACUUUUAUUUAUUUUCAAUACAUUUCAGAAGGAUUUUGAAAAUAUUCUAUGUUUAUUUAAUCAUUUUUCAUAUUUAUUGGGGUAUAUUAGUUCUUUAAAUGUCAACUAACAUUACCUUUCAGGAGAAAGGUUAUGUUCAUAGAAUAAUAAUAGGAAUAUGAUGCAUGGCUAUAUGCAAAAAUGCUAAACUUAGAAAUAUUUCAACUGUCCAUUAUGAUUAUUUUUUUCAUCUUUUAGUGAAUUUGUGAUCUUUCCUUAAUUUUAUUGUUGUAUUAUAUUGAUUCUUAGUUUAAUCUCUUAUAGUUGUGUCAACAAAAGAAAAUUCUGUAAGUGUUUUCUAUGUUACUUACAAUAGCUUAGCAUCAGUUAUGUUUGUCUGACUUAUAUAAAUUUGAUACUCAAUUUUUCUUAUAAGGAUAUUGUAUGCGGAGUUACUGUCAUAUAUUGUUCUUAGAAGUACCCAAAUCAUAUAAUUUCCCUUUUAUACAAUUUUUCUAUAGAUUUUAUAUCUGGUUUCACUCUCAUAUGCAUUACAUACAAGUUUCAGACAAUACAGAUAGAAACCUUACAAGAUUUAUCUAUA